Messenger RNA from Dinoponera quadriceps, 2360 nucleotides. It is a transcript of the gene Hakai, whose product is annotated as E3 ubiquitin-protein ligase Hakai-like. Gene Ontology annotation, molecular function: ubiquitin protein ligase activity. Bases 231 to 1580 code for a protein of 449 amino acids. The transcript has 5 exons. Gene Ontology annotation, biological process: regulation of cell adhesion; protein ubiquitination. NCBI's taxonomy places the organism in Eukaryota, Metazoa, Arthropoda, Insecta, Hymenoptera, Formicidae. The record is from RefSeq and is a predicted model, not a curated record.
AUACAACGACGUUAUCGGGAAUCUCGGCCUCCACAUCGUCGUCGUUGUCGUCUACCGUAUUUGUGGCAACGUUCAUGUAACAUAACCUAUUCGAGGCAUAUCUGGAACACGACGAUUAUCGGCGACGAGUGUCAAAAACAUUCGGUUUUCCCGAGGAGAAAAAAGUCCAUCUAGUAGCGUGCUGAUAGCAUACUUCGAGAUAGCUCGCCGAAUAUCAAUUUUCCGAACCCAUGGAGGAGAACGGUGGAAAGAGGAUGAGGGGCAGCAGAACUCGUGGCAGAGCUCGCGGACGUGCUCGAGGUCGGGCCAGAGGCAGAUCUAAAAAGCAGGUCAAGGUUAUUGAAAGCGACGAUGAAGACACCACGCAGCAAACGGAAGAAACCACGAUGGAGCCAUGUACCGGUGAACCAGAAGAACAAGAAGCACCUGUGACUCAGCCACCUUCAAUCGAACAGCAAUUUGACCUGGAGGCUGAUAUUUCACAAUUGGAAGCGCCAACCUUCACGACCAUCAAUCGGGGGCCGCCGGAGCCGAUGCUUCGUCUGCGAUGGGAUCAUCGAGUUAAUCUUAUUGGAGAGAAAGUAUUGAACCCUAUGAUACACUGCUGCGACAAAUGUUCGAAGCCUAUCCUCAUCUACGGUCGUAUGAUACCCUGCAAACAUGUGUUUUGCCUUUCUUGCGCCAAGAGAGAGGACAAAGUUUGUCCUCGCUGCGUGGAAAAGGUGACCCGGGUGGAGCAAACCGGUUUGGGUACUGUGUUCAUGUGCACACAUGGUGGAACGAGAUAUGGGAAUGCAGGGUGUCGAAGAACUUACCUUAGUCAACGGGAUCUGCAGGCCCACAUCAAUCACCGGCACAUAUCGGCGCCUCCGCAGGUGCAGGGCAUGCAGGUGGAUCCGCCGCAGUACGUGCACGCGAAGUCCGAGCUGGACGCGCAGCUGACGAAGGUGUCAACGGUACCGAUGCAGAACGCGCGUCUCAAGUCCGUACAGUCGCACAUGGUGUCGCCGAUCAUGGGUAACGACCCGCGGGUGAACUCGUUGGUGAGCCAGCAGCCGCUGGAGCAGCACAGGCAGCAGCAGCACGGCAGGCAACAGCAGUCGAUGAUGUCGAUGUCGCAGUCGGGUUACGCGCAGGGCGCCGCGCCACCGCCACCUCCGCCCCCGACUAAUGCCCCUAUGCGCACCAAUCUCAUCACCGUGCCCAUCCAGGACACCUCCUCGUUGUCGACGCACGAGCUUCACGCGCAGCAAAGCCAUCAUUAUUAUCAGCCGCCGCCGCCGCCGCCGCCGGUAAAUUACGGCAGCUACAACGUGCCGCCGCCGGUGCAGUCGCAGACGCAACAGUACUACUCGCAGCCACAGCACCCGACCCAGGUGUCUUACGUGCCGCCACCGCCGCCGCAACAGCAGCAGCAGCAGCAGCAGUACGUGUCGUCGGCGCCGACCUCCAUAAGACCGUCGCCGAGCGGUUACGGCAUACAGGAACCCCAAUACGGCCCGCCGCCGUCGCAGCAGCAACCGCCGCCCCCGCCGCCGCAAGCUCAAUGGUCGCAGCAUCAGCAACAGUUUUAUAGGUAAAGGGAGAUGAAGAAAGGAAAGGGGAGGCAAGAUUCUCCCUCCUAUGAGUCGACAUUAUGCUGUUGUGCGUUGUAACUAUGUGAUGCGUGAAUAUUGAACCUACAGUAAAUGACCGUUUAUAUAGUGCGUAUAUAUUUAGGGAGGACCCGUUAUUCUCGUUUAUCAAUGAGAUUCGGGCUGGAAAUUUUGUACGUUUUUGGAUGACACGAUUACGCUCAAAAGCGUGCGAAUUUACACAUGACGCGUUGCUAAUAAUAAUAAGAGACGUUUUUAUUACAUAAUGGAAGUGACUUUACUUCUCGUUGUCCCUUCAAUUCUUUUGAUAUUCCAUUUUAUCAUUGUGUUUACUGAAUAUUGAUAUUACGGCCACAUAUACAAACACACACACACACACACACACACAAUUUGGAUCUGAUACUAUCAGGAUAUUCGAUUAUUCGGGCUGCGUUUUGUUAUUCAUGGCCAGUAUUGAAAAUCUAUAGUGUAUGUAACACGAACUAUAGAUUUUGAAUUUUACUAGCAGUAAAUAUCGGAACACAGCUUCGGAUAGCAGAUAAAUGUGACGCUUCAAACCUGGGUAAUCCAUAUACAAGUUCAGAUUAAAGCCGAGAUACAAAUCCAAAGUUGGAUCCAGAUCUAAGUUCGUGGCAGAAACGAUCGCAGCAACUUGAGGUGAACAUAUAUUGAGUGAACGAACAGCGAAUAUGUAAUAUGAAUGUAUAUAUUCGCAUCUGAACGCGCACGAAUUUUCUUUAAUAAACCAUAUUAUAUGCAAAUCAA